GUCCACUAGGCGCUUGGCUUCCCUAAGAGUUACCGGCGUGAUUUUUCCUUCUAUUACGGCGAUUUAAGAGCGUAUUUCCAUCUGAGCUCGUGUACUAAUGGAGAACGGCUCGUCUUAUAAAGGGCGAGGAGGAGGAGGUGGUGGUGGUGGAGGUGGAUCAGCGGCUUCAGGUGGAGGAGCGACAGAUGAAAGAAGAAAUCCACAACGUUACGGAUCUCGACCCCAAUACGGUUAUUCACCGCAGCGGUCCGGAGGGGGCGGAGACCACAGAAGUGCCGGCAUGAAGGACAAGAUUAAGGAGCGAGUGAACACAGAGCUGAGCGGGCCACAAUUUGACCUGCCACCCCUGGACACCGCAGAGAAGAAAUUCAAUGCCAGCAGUCGUCUCUUUGUGGGUAACCUGCCUCGUGACAUUCCCUAUGAGGAGCUCAAGGGUAUCUUUGCCAAGUAUGGAGAGCUGGGGCAGGUCUACUUCAACAAGGAGGGAGCCUAUGCCUUCAUUAACUUUGAUUUCCGUGCCAAUGCUGAGAAGGCCAAGCGUGAGUUGCAAGGGACGGAGGUGCGUAACCGUCCCCUCAAAAUCCGCUUUGCCUCCAUAACCACUGGUGUGAGGGUCAAGAACCUCACUGGCUGUGUGUCCAAUGAGCUCCUAGAGAAGGCUUUCAAUGUAUUUGGUCAGAUCGAGGCGUGCCGUGUGAUUGUUGACGACCGGGGAAAACCCACGGGGGAAGGCAUCGUGAUAUUUGCCGACAAGAAAGGUGCCACACUGGCCGUCAAGAAGUGUCACGAGGAGUGCUAUUUCCUCACCAGUGCCCUGCGCCCCGUCAUCGUGGAACCUCUUGAGGCUAGGGAUGAGGAAGAGGGCAACCCGGAGAGCUCCAUGCACAAGAAUGACCAGUACAAGCAGGAACGGAAGGAGGGGCCAAGGUUUGCUGACAGGGACAGCUUUGAGUAUGAGUAUGGUGUUCGUUGGAAGCGCCUCUAUGAAAUGUACAAGGAGAAGAAGUUGCUGCUUGAGUCUGACCUGCAGGCCGAAGUGGAGCAACUGGAGAGGCGACUUGCCAUUGUAAAGCAUGAGCAUGAGACAGAGAAGCUGCGUCAGGAACUGUUAGCCCGAGAGCAGGAGGCUGUACAGAUGGGUCGCUCCAUGUACAUGCGAGGAACCAGCAGCUACAGCAGUAACUACAGCAGCUUGGGUGGAUACAGUAGUGGACUGAGCAAUAACUACAGUAACCAAAGCAGUGGAUAUGGAAGCAGCGGUGGAUAUGGUAGUCAGGGAAGUGGAUAUUCAAGCCAGGGAGGCUAUGGGGGAUCUGACCGUUACCAGGGACAGAGGGACGAUCGCUACGGUGAGUACGACAACAGGCGCGGUGACGACAGGUAUGGCGACGACCGUUACCAGAGGGUGCAGGACGACCGCUACCACUCCCUGCAAGAGGAGCGGUACAAGGCUGCCAUGCAUAUGGCCAGUGCGAGGGGAGGUGCCACUCCUGCCACUGGUGGGGGUGCAGGUGGUGGCAGUGGCAGUGGCAGUGGUGCUGCCUCUUCUGGGCCUGGUGCGGGUAGUGGCCCUGGCAAUCAACCUUUCCAGCAGGGAGGUGGAAAGAGGGAGCCUGGAGCCCCAGGAGGAGGUGGACAGUUCCAGCAGCAGUCUGACCAAGCAGGGGGUGCCAAAAGGGACAACAUGCCAGGAGGAGGGGGACAGUUCCAGCAGGGAGGCAUGAAGAGAGACAGCAUGCCAGGCGGAGGACAAGGCUUCCAGCAAGGAGGCAUGAAGAGGGACAACAUGCCAGGCGGAGGACAAGGGUUCCAGCAAGGAGGCAUGAAGAGGGACAACAUGCCAGGUGGAGGACAAGGGUUCCAGCAAGGAGGCAUGAAGAGAGAGGAUGGACCAGGCGGGGGUGGACAGUUCCAGCAGGGAGGCGCAAAGAGGGAGGACAUGCCGGGAGGAGGACCAGGCUUCCAGCAGGGAGGCAUGAAGAGAGACAACUUGCCUGGUGGAGGACAAGGUUUCCAGCAAGGAGGCAUGAAGAGGGAUGAUGGACCAACUGGAGGAGGAGGAGGAGCAGGAGGAGGAGCAGGAGCAGGAGGAGCAGCAGGAGCAGGAGCAGGGCAACAGUUCCAGCAGGGAGGCAUGAAGAGGGACAAUAUGCCUGGUGGGGUACAACAGUUCCCACAAGGAGGCAUGAAGAGAGAUAACCUGCCACUAGGAGGGGGACCGUUUCCACAAGGCCCCAAGAAUUUAGGGCCUGGUUUGAUGGGUCCCGGAGGUGUACAAUUUCCACAGGGGGGCAUGAAGAGGGAGAUGUCAUUGACAGGGCAGCAGUUUCCACCUGGCAUGAACAGGAGCAUGGGCUUGGCUGGACAGUUUCCAGCAGGCAUAAAGAGGGACAACUUGCCGUUAGGUGGACAGUUCCCGGUGGGUGGCAUCAAGAGGGAUGCUGUGGUAGCAGGGGGCAACCAGCCAGGUGGUGGACAGGGCUCUGCUGAUGUGAAGCGGCCCCGUUACUAAGCUCGGCAGCAGAGACGAGGUAACUUGGCCAUAGAUUAUGUCUUAUUCCAUGGAGCUUUUGAGAAAGGCCUUUGUAGGUUCUCUGUAGUGUCUGGAGGUGUGUGUCCUCCGUGGACAGGGUGACUGAUGGAGGUCGUUAGACGUGGAUAGGGUUACUUAUGAAUAAGGUAACAAUAUUAUGAAAUAAUUUUUCUACUAUUGAUUGCCUGUCACUGCAACAUGAAGAAAUUGGCUUUACCGGUGUGGGAGAUCCUGUCAUGUUGCUGCUUCCAUUAAAAAUGGUAGAUAGCAGAGGAGAGGGUAGAACUUUUCAUAAUGAGAAGCAUUUUAAUUUAUACAACCACUAGUGCAUAGAGAGAGAGAAAAAUGAAAUGUGUAGUCACAUUGACUUGUAUUUGAAGUAUAGUGGUGGUUUUAAGUGGUUUUUUAAAUGAAUAAUGUUGGAAGUUAUUGGUGUAACUUUUAGUUGCAAUGAUUUGUACAAGUGAAUGAAACUUUAAUUUAUAUUUCCUGUUGCUCUUGGCUGGGCAUGACACUCAUAUUUUAUGGUAGAGUUAAGAACAAGGUGGGUGUGAUGGUGUCUUUGUAGAUCUUGUAGGUUACUUGGCAAGGUGGCUCUGGCUCUAGCUGGACCAAUUACUGGGGACUGUUCUUUUUCAUUAUCAUUAUUAUUAUUUUUAUUAUUAUUAUUAUUUUUUUUUUCUCUAAUCUAGUAGAUGGUUCUUGGAGUUCUGGAGGUUCAAAUAUAUUUUGUACAUGGCAGUGACGGGGCAUUGGCGCAUUGAUCUUGCUGGUGUGGGUGACUCGCUCCCCACGAUGUCCAGUACAAACAGUUUUGUACACUAACAUUUUUUAGUACCAACUUGCCGGCCAUCAGCCCACCACAGACUGUCUUCAUAUUGAGGAAAUAAAUGUUUUAUUUAAA
Portunus trituberculatus (swimming crab) is the source of this 3437-nucleotide messenger RNA. RefSeq names its product hrp65 protein-like. Lineage: Eukaryota; Metazoa; Arthropoda; Malacostraca; Decapoda; Portunidae. The transcript is spliced from 9 exons. The record is from RefSeq and is a predicted model, not a curated record. Gene Ontology annotation, molecular function: RNA binding. Gene Ontology annotation, cellular component: nucleus. Gene Ontology annotation, biological process: regulation of DNA-templated transcription. Bases 98 to 2512 code for a protein of 804 amino acids.